Molecule: messenger RNA, 2760 nt
Organism: Nematolebias whitei (Rio pearlfish)
Lineage: Eukaryota; Metazoa; Chordata; Actinopteri; Cyprinodontiformes; Rivulidae
Product: protocadherin gamma-A6
Exons: 1
Coding region: 225-2690 (821 amino acids)
Biological process (GO): homophilic cell-cell adhesion
Cellular component (GO): plasma membrane
Molecular function (GO): calcium ion binding
Source: RefSeq, a predicted model, not a curated record
GUGGAAGAGGGAGAGAAGGAGAGUUGCUGCGUGCCUGCUUGACUGUGUGAGUCAGAGAGAGAGAGAGAGAGAUAGAGGGAAAAAAAACAGUGGUGGAAUGGGGAAGAAAGCAGAGGAGUAGAUGCUGACAGCAUCCCUAAUAGAGCAUGAAUAACUCAGCGAGUGGAGCAGAGAAACGUCGAUUUAUUGCUGCUUUUUCAGCUCCAUAGUUGGAUUUAAAUAUCAUGUCGACGGCGUCUCUUUUUUUGAAAGCAUGUUGUACGAUGGAUCAUCCAGCAUACUUAAAAUGGUGGACUGUUUUUUUCCUCUGCACUCUUCUUUUUUCCUUUUCAUUCGGGGAGGUCCGUUAUGUUCUUCCAGAGGAGAUGCAGAGGGGCUCCGUUAUUGGGAACGUUGUGCGGGAUCUGGGGCUGCAGCUGUCCCAGCUUCAUGCCCGUCGAGCUCGUGUUGUUGCAGAGGGAACCAGCCUGCACUGCGAACUGGACACUGCCUCCGGUAAUCUUCUGAUCAGCCAGCGGAUAGACCGAGAGGAGCUGUGCGCUCAGGCUGCAGCCUGUAUCCUGCAGUUCCAGCUUUUACUCGAGGAUCCGCUUCAAGCCUUCAGCUUAGUUUUGGACAUUUCAGACAUAAACGACAACAGCCCAGCUUUUGCUACAGACGAGAUCAAACUAGAUUUGGUGGAAUCUACAGUUCUAGGGUGGCGCUUUCCCUUAGAGAGCGCGCAUGACCCCGAUUUGGGCACGAACUCUGUCUGUGAAUAUAAACUCAGCCAGAAUGAUCAUUUUGCAUUGGAAAUCAGCACUCAAAUAAAUGGCAAUGCUUAUCCGGAGCUUGUUCUUAAAAAGCCCCUGGACCGGGAGGAGGAAGCUGAACAUUUGUUGGAAAUUAGUGGGCUGGAUGGGGGUCAUCCAGUCAGGUCUGGAACCGCCUCUAUCCGCAUCCGUGUUUUGGACGCAAAUGAUAAUAUUCCAGUUUUCAGCCAAAGGGUCUACAGAGUAUCUGUGCCAGAGAACUCACCUUUGGGGACUCUCAUUGCAACACUGAAUGCCACGGACUUGGACGAGGGUGUCUACGGGGAGAUAACCUACUCUUUCAGCCACCUGUCAGACAAGAUGGGGGGAGUUAUUGAAAUCAACCCGCUGAACGGGGAGGUUAGGGUAGCAGGUGUUAUUGACUAUGAAGAAGCAAGUUCACACGAACUGGACGUUCAGGCCAAAGAUGGGGGCGGUCAGGCCUCCCACUGCAAACUCAUUAUCAAUGUAAUUGAUGUGAACGAUAAUAACCCAGUGAUAGAAAUAAAAUCAGCCUCCACUAGGGUGGCUGAGGAUUCCAAACCAGGAACUAUGAUUGCUCUAAUUAAUAUUUACGACCUGGACACAGGUAGCAGUGGUCGAGUCACAUGUUCAAUCUCAGAUUAUGUUCCGUUUAAACUAGUUUCUGAGGUCAAAAACUACUACAUGUUAGUUACAGGUGAGAUGCUGGACAGAGAAGUCCAACCAGAAUACAACAUCACAGUCACCGCCACUGAUGCAGGCUCUCCCCCACUCUCCAGUGUAAAAGUUUUAACGUUAGUGGUUGAUGACGUGAAUGAUAACCCACCGACUUUUACGCAGAGCGCGUACAAUGUGAACGUUUUGGAAAACCAACCCAUGGGUACGUUUGUCCUGAAACUCCAAGCACAGGACAUAGAUGACGCAGCAAAUGCUAAAAUAAUAUAUCGCAUAUCAAAGGACACAAACUCGGAUGUGUCGUCCUUACUGACCAUUAACCCAGACACGGGAGAGCUCUUUACAUCGCGCCUCUUCGAUUACGAACAGUCGGCCCACUUCCAAAUAAAGGUGACAGCUCGAGAUGGAGGCGAUCCUCCACUGUCCGCCACGUGCGCUGUAAAUGUUUUUAUCAAGGACCAAAAUGACAACGCGCCUGUGGUCCUCUAUCCCGUCCAAACCUCUGGGUUUAUUGCUGAAGACAUGGUGCCAAUUGAAGCGCCCAGAGGUUACCUGGUCACUAAGGUGGUGGCUGUGGACGCGGACAGUGGCCACAAUGCGUGGCUCGCCUACAGAAUCAUUAAAGCGACACGGCCCAACCUGUUCAUGGCAGAUCUGCACACGGGAGAAAUCCGAACUCUGAGAGCCUUCAUGGAGGAGGACGAGCCCAAACACACGCUCGUGGUUUUGGUGACAGAUAACGGCGUUGACGCUCUUUCUGCCACAGCGACGGUCAGCAUCGUGAUUAGCGACGGGCUGCCUGUGUUUAACGAACUUUUUCAGUUCGCAGACGACUCGCAGGACGAGAAUAACUUGACACUUUAUCUAAUCAUCGCACUGUCAGCCGUUUCUUUUCUCUUCCUGCUUUUAAUCAGCUGCGUGUGUUAUUUUAAGCUCUGCCGACGCAGUUACGUCUACCGUUCCACCACAAACAGUCUGCCCAUUUUCCCAACCACAUACUGCUCAUCGACUCUCACCGACUUCAGCCACUGCGGGACUUUGCUGGGCGACGACCGAUAUGACCCAUUUCUGACCACUGGCUCGUGGAGGGGCGAUUUUCGAUUCGGGCCAAACACAGACACCGACACGUUAAAGAAAAGAAGUGCAGCGUAUCAAAAAAACACACUGAGGCGCCUGAGUGCAGAGAGGGGCAGCCUGAAGGUCAGGGCAGGACCACAGCACCCAUGCUAUGUGAUCAAAUGAGCUUUGGGUUUAUUUAAAGCCUUCCUACUAAUUCUAACUGUACUUGUUUGUGUUUAUUUGAUAAUAUUAA